Molecule: messenger RNA, 1386 nt
Organism: Torulaspora delbrueckii
Lineage: Eukaryota; Fungi; Ascomycota; Saccharomycetes; Saccharomycetales; Saccharomycetaceae
Gene: ARP3
Product: actin-related protein 3
Exons: 1
Coding region: 1-1386 (461 amino acids)
Biological process (GO): Arp2/3 complex-mediated actin nucleation
Cellular component (GO): actin cortical patch; Arp2/3 protein complex
Molecular function (GO): actin filament binding
Source: RefSeq, a predicted model, not a curated record
AUGUCGUACAUGAAUAAUCCUGCCGUUGUGAUGGACAACGGUACCGGUUUGACCAAGCUGGGGUUUGCCGGUAACGAUUCUCCAUCCUGGGUUUUUCCAACCGCCAUUGCCACUGCUCAACCUUCAAAUGCAAAGCAGACAUCUUCCAACGCAGUCUCUGCUGGUGCUAGCAGUGUCGCCAAUACUGGUCAAUCCAGUGGUUCUGGCAGGCAAUACUUUGGAAACUCCACUUCUGCUACUGCAUUUAACAGUUUAAGCUCGGGAUCUGCAUUGAUGUCCAAUAACUUAGCCGGGAAGAGAGGAACAGAGGAUCUGGAUUUCUAUAUCGGUAACGAAGCACUAAUCGCGGCUCAGGGCCCAUCCUAUGGGCUCUCAUAUCCUAUCAGACACGGUCAGGUCGAGAACUGGGACCAUAUGGAAAGAUUUUGGGAAAACUCAAUCUUUAAAUACCUGAGAACAGAGCCAGAGGAUCAUUGUUUCUUGUUGACUGAACCACCACUGAAUCCACCAGAAAAUAGAGAACAAGUGGCCGAGAUUUUCUUUGAGUCGUUCAACUGUGCCGGCCUCUACAUUGCUGUGCAAGCUGUCUUGGCUCUUGCGGCCUCCUGGACCUCUUCUAAAGUCAUUGAUAGAUCUUUGACAGGUACAGUUAUCGAUUCUGGUGAUGGUGUUACCCAUGUUAUUCCAGUGGCUGAAGGUUACGUGAUCGGUUCUGCUAUCAAGAACAUUCCUAUCGCAGGUAGAGAUAUCACACUUUUCAUUCAACAACUACUGAGAGAACGUGGUGAAGAAGAUACAUCUUUGAGAACUGCAGAACGCAUUAAGCAGGAAUACUGUUACGUGUGUCCCGAUAUUGUCAAAGAAUUUAACAAGUUUGAUAGAGAUUCUGAAAAGUUUGCUCAAUUUGUCGUUGAGAGCCAGGAGAAGACCAGAAGAAAGGUGGUCGACGUGGGUUGUGAAAGGUUCAUGGCGCCUGAAAUUUUCUUUAAUCCUGAAAUUGCAUCAUCAGAUUUCCUAACUCCAUUACCCACCAUUGUAGAUCACACCAUUCAAGCUUGUCCGAUCGAUGUUCGUAAAGGCCUUUACAACAACAUUGUCCUCUCAGGUGGUUCUACCAUGUUCAAGGAUUUCGGCCGUCGUUUGCAAAGAGACUUGAAAUCAAUAGUGAACAACAGAAUUGUCCAAAGUGAAUACUUGAGUGGUACAAAGUCAACUGGUGUCGAUGUGCAAGUGAUUUCUCAUAGGAAACAAAGAAAUGCUGUUUGGUUCGGUGGGUCACUAUUAGCUCAGACUGCUGAAUUCAAGAGUUAUUGUCACACAAAGAAGGAUUAUGAAGAGAUUGGACCUGAGAUCGUGAGAAACUUCAGUCUAUUCAACAUGGUAUAG